AUGGGUAACGGUGCCAAGGCUCAACAGAAGCGCGAGCGCGCUGCUAAGGACAAGAACACUGCCAAGUCUCAGCUCAAGGUGAACGAAAAGGCUUGCGACAUUCAGUGCCAGAUCUGCAAAUCUACCUUCCUCAAGACCACAAAGGCCCCUGCUCUGAAAGAGCACGCCGAGAACAAGCACAGCAAGACCAUUGCCGACUGCUUCCCUACCUACCAGGAGUAAAUCGACCACGCUGGAGAGCCGCUUUGACCUGAGACAAUGAUAACGAGAAAAGGAACCGGGAUAAAGAGGAAGAGAGAAGAAAAAGAAAAGUGAAAAUGGAAAGCAUUUAGCGAAGCGAGGCGUACUGUGGCGUGAUGGCCCUGCACGAGAACAUGGGGAGAUGAGACAAGUUUAGAUGACUGGCAGGGACUCAUGAUAACUUUAUACAGUUCUUUUUUUAC
Messenger RNA from Fusarium graminearum PH-1, 443 nucleotides. RefSeq lists its product as uncharacterized. The record is from RefSeq and is a predicted model, not a curated record. The transcript is spliced from 4 exons. Lineage: Eukaryota; Fungi; Ascomycota; Sordariomycetes; Hypocreales; Nectriaceae. The coding region runs from base 1 to 222 and encodes 73 amino acids.